Messenger RNA from Brassica rapa (field mustard), 4961 nucleotides. Its product is annotated as homeobox-leucine zipper protein ATHB-8. NCBI's taxonomy places the organism in Eukaryota, Viridiplantae, Streptophyta, Magnoliopsida, Brassicales, Brassicaceae. The record is from RefSeq and is a predicted model, not a curated record. Gene Ontology annotation, molecular function: lipid binding; DNA-binding transcription factor activity; DNA binding.
AUAAAACAAAUAUGAAAUAACUUCAAGUAUCAGUUUUUUCAAAUAAAAAAAAAACUUCAAGUAUCAGUUCAGGUUUGAAUCUUAUAAGACCAACUAAUGAUGAUAAAACUAAUUUCUAAUUAUUUCAAAUUAAUUUGAAUUGAAAAAGUAUCCAGUUUUAUUUCAAACUGUUUAGUACCACCACUAAGUAUUUACUAUUUAGUGUUUCCAUCAGAGAAAACUAUCUGUUUGGUAAAUAUUUAAGCAUAUGGUUAUACAAGUCAAAAUAUCUACCAUGGAGUCCUAGACCGCCCACAUCCAUCUAAGCCUUUUAGAAUGUUAACUUUUUGUCAACCUAUUUGUUGAACCAAACGCACAACGUUAAGAUGCUCAUGUACAUGCCUAAUAAGAGAAGUUCUAAUAGGGGUUCUCAAAUAAAGUAUUUUAGGUAUAUGCAUCUUUUUUUUUUUAUUAAGAGGUUCUCUUGAUUUUGAAAACCCCAAAUAAUAUUUGAUUAAAAUGUUUUUUUAAUGUUUUGAGAACUCCUAUUGGAAUGGUGUUUUUUUUUUGAAAACACCAGCGACCUGCCGGAAUCGAACCAGCGACCUAAAGAUUAUCUGCAACGACUACAAUCUUCCGCUCUACCAACUGAGCUAAGGUCGGAUACAUUAGUGGUGUUUUUUACAUAGUCUCUUACCAAAAUAUUAAUAAAGUAUAAGUGAGAUUAAGAGAAAAUAAGAAACCGAUGUGGGGAAAAAAUGUUGCAUACAUGGAAAGAGAUCAGUUAUGCAGGUGUCCUUUUCCUAUUAGUAUAACUAUGUUUUAGUUAAAAAUAUUUAAGCAUAUAAAUAUAUUGUUUAAAAAUAUUAAUAUAUAAAAAGAUAUUAAUAUAAAUGUAUAAAGAAUUGUGAUAGAGAAACUUCACCCAUGCUGAUGUUCUAAAACCAUGAGAUUGGGGUUCUUAGCUUUUUUUUUUUAGAUUUUAACUAAAUAAAAGAUAUAAAAGUUGUUUCUUAACCGAAAAGUGUAAAAAAAUGUCAAAUCAUGAGUUAAGAACACCGGUUAAACUAGCUAAAAAACCAGGAUUAAUCAUGUCCUAUUCUGGAAAAUUUAGAAAAUUUUGUCAAAUGUGCGAUUAAUAGUUUUCUAGAAAGUAAAAAAGUAAACUCUAGUAAUUGUGGACUGUAGAUGUAUGUAUGUACAUAACCUAGAAAUUUGUCCAAAUCUGUAAAAUAAAGCUGGGCGGCGCCUCCUGCCACAUAUACAUUCCAUCAGAAUAGAAGAGCAGGAGUCACAGGGAGUAACUAAAUUCAUUAUUGCCAUGACCAUACUGAAAACAAUGAAAUUAAGGUUUUGAAUUUAAUACUUGUCUUGUGUAUAUGAUUACGACGUGACGUAUUUCAAACGAUACUGAGGAAAUAUUCUUGCGUGUCUAUCUUUUUGAUAGUGUAUUGGAAGUUUGGAACGCAAGACCAAACGAAAUGGCAGUAAAAAGAACAGUAACACUUCAAAAUAGAAAUUGAAAAAUGAAAAAGUAAAAGUGAGAAGUGGUGGUUGUCUGGUAUUAAGGGUACUCACUUCUCUCUUUUUCAACACAACCCGACACACAUGUCUUCUCUUAUUUUUCACACACACAUUUCUAUUCUAUUAAUUCCCUAAAUUAAAAUUAAAUAAAAAAGCACACCCACCCAUAAACUAAAGCUUUUUCUCUUUCUUUCUCUUCCCACUACAAAUUGUUAUAUAGAAGUUUCACAAAUCUUUGACUCUUCACGUUGUCGAUCUAUAUAUCUAGAGAGAGAGAGAGAGAGAAAGAGUGAGGAAGAAAGUGGUUGAACGGUAGCAGAGUCUAAAGUUUGAAUUGUCUAGUUCGCAUUGUGAAGCAUGCUUCAUCAGUUUUUCCGAAGGAAGUUACUCAUCCAUUGUCUAUAGAGAGAAAGAGAAUAAGAUCGAGAAAGAAAAAGAAAAAGAAAAACAGGAAUUCAGAACUUUUAGAGAGAGAAAAAUUUGUAGGGUUUUUAAGAAUUCACGGCAAGGACAAGAAACUGCAAUAUCCUUCUUUUCUUCCAGAAUCGGCUUGAUCAGAAACAAUCUACGGAUCUAUUAUUGCUCGAGUCUUGAGGCCAUGCUUAUAAUAAGAGACAUGAUCAUAACAAAAAAAAAAAAAGAGAGCUAGCCAUGAUCAUAAGAAGCACCUAAUAUCCACCAUUUUUAGUUUUGUAAAGUAAUAAAAAGAAAAAUCCAAAGAGGAUCAAAGAUGGGAGGAGGGAGCAAUAAUAGUCACAAUAUUGACAACGGGAAGUACGUGAGGUACACUCCUGAACAAGUAGAAGCUCUGGAGAGACUCUACAAUGACUGUCCUAAACCGAGCUCUAUGCGUCGCCAACAGCUAAUACGUGAAUGUCCUAUCCUCUCCAACAUUGAACCUAAACAGAUCAAAGUCUGGUUUCAGAACCGCAGGUGUAGAGAGAAGCAGCGGAAAGAAGCGUCGCGGCUUCAAGCUGUGAAUAGGAAGCUAACGGCGAUGAACAAGCUUUUGAUGGAAGAGAAUGAUAGGUUGCAAAAGCAAGUGUCUCACUUGGUUUAUGAGAACAGCUAUUUUCGCCAACAUCCUCAAAACGGAAACUUGGCAACCACGGAUACUAGCUGUGAGUCAGUGGUGACAAGUGGUCAGCACCACUUGACCCCUCAACAUCAGCCUCGCGAUGCUAGUCCCGCUGGACUAUUGUCCAUUGCGGAUGAAACUUUAACGGAGUUCAUUUCAAAGGCCACUGGAACCGCUGUCGAGUGGGUCCAAAUGCCUGGGAUGAAGCCUGGUCCGGAUUCCAUUGGAAUCGUUGCUAUUUCUCAUGGAUGCACGGGAAUAGCUGCUCGUGCUUGUGGCCUCGUGGGUCUUGAUCCCACAAGAGUCGCAGAGAUCCUGAAAGAUCGGCCUUGUUGGUUGCGUGAUUGCAGAUCUCUUGACAUCGUUAACGUCCUCUCCACUGCAAAUGGUGGAACCCUAGAACUAAUCUACAUGCAGAUGUAUGCACCCACAACAUUGGCACCAGCUCGUGAUUUCUGGAUGCUACGUUACACGUCUGUAAUGGAAGAUGGGAGUCUUGUGAUAUGUGAACGGUCGUUGAACAAUACACAAAACGGGCCGAGUAUGCCUCCAUCUCCUCAUUUCGUUAGAGCAGAGAUAUUACCAAGUGGCUACCUCAUUAGACCCUGUGAAGGAGGUGGAUCUAUUCUCCACAUUGUUGAUCAUUUUGAUCUUGAGCCAUGGAGUGUACCAGAAGUUCUUCGCUCUCUUUAUGAGUCUUCAACGUUACUAGCCCAAAGAACAACCAUGGCGGCCCUACGCUACUUGAGACAAAUAUCUCAAGAGAUUUCGCAGCCUAACGUAUCCGGUUGGGGACGAAGACCAGCGGCUCUUAGAGCACUUAGCCAAAGACUCAGCAAAGGAUUCAAUGAAGCAGUCAAUGGCUUUAGUGAUGAAGGCUGGUCGAUGCUAGAGAGCGAUGGUAUCGAUGAUGUUACUCUUCUUGUGAACUCCUCUCCUACUAAGAUGAUGAUGACUUCAAGUCUCCCAUUUUCAAAUGGCUUCACUUCUAUGCCUAGUGCGGUUUUAUGUGCUAAAGCUUCCAUGUUAUUACAAAAUGUUCCACCCUCGAUUCUUCUGCGAUUCUUGAGGGAACAUAGGCAAGAAUGGGCAGAUAAUAGCAUCGAUGCGUAUUCGGCUGCAGCCAUCAAAGCAGGGCCUUGUAGCUUACCAAUCCAUCGCCCAGGGAGCUUUGGUGGUCAAGUCAUUCUUCCUCUAGCUCACACUAUAGAGAAUGAAGAGUUCAUGGAAGUGAUUAAGCUUGAGAGCUUGGGGCAUUACCAAGAAGAUAUGAUGAUGCCUGCGGAUGUCUUCCUUCUACAAAUGUGCAGUGGGGUGGAUGAGAACGCAGUUGAAUCUUGCGCAGAGCUCAUCUUUGCACCAAUUGAUGCCUCAUUCUCUGAUGAUGCCCCAAUCAUCCCUUCAGGAUUCCGCAUCAUUCCACUAGAUACCAAAUCAGAGGGAGUGAGUCCUAACCGAACGCUAGACCUAGCAUCGGCUCUAGACGUAGGGAGCAGAACAGCCGGAGACUCUUGUGGAAGCAGAGGAAACACAAAGUCAGUGAUGACAAUAGCAUUUCAGCUAGCUUUUGAGAUGCAUAUGCAAGAGAAUGUAGCUUCAAUGGCUAGACAAUAUGUGAGAAGUGUGAUCGCAUCGGUCCAACGAGUGGCGCUUGCUCUCUCUCCUUCUUCUCAUCAGCUAAGUGGCGGCCUGCGUCCACCACCUGCAUCACCAGAAGCUCACACACUCGCUCGUUGGAUUUCUCAUUCGUAUAGAUGUUACCUUGGCGUUGAACUACUUAAGCCUGAUGGAACCGAUCUUCUCAAGUCUCUUUGGCACCACCCUGACGCCCUCAUGUGUUGUUCACUCAAGGCCUUACCGCCAGUAUUCACAUUUGCGAACCAGGCUGGUUUAGACAUGCUGGAGACAACAUUGGUGGCACUUCAAGAUAUUACUCUCGAUAAAAUCUUCGACAACAACAACAAGAAGACAUUAUGCUCCGACUUCCCUCAGAUCAUGCAACAGGGGUUUAUGUGUAUUGAUGGAGGAAUAUGCAUGUCAAGCAUGGGAAGAGCAGUAACGUACGAAAAAGCUGUUGCAUGGAAAGUGUUAAACGACAACGAAGAUCCUCAUUGUAUCUGCUUCAUGUUCCUCAACUGGUCUUUUAUCUGAAUUUUUUUGAAGUUUUUCCUUAAUUGUCGAAAUACAGAAAAACCUUUUCUUCAGAGAUAUAUUUAUAUGUACUCUUAACUAUUUAGUUAAUUUGUAUUUAGUUAUAUAUCCGGAGAGUGACUAUCAUCUCUAGUUUCCAAAGGUUUUAUUUUCUUUUCUUGUCGUUCCAACAUUCCUGUAACAAAAUGUUUAGCAAUCUUUCAGAGAGUUCAGCAGUUUUUUUGGGGGA